This is a messenger RNA of Sus scrofa (pig), 1881 nucleotides long. The record is from RefSeq and is a predicted model, not a curated record. NCBI's taxonomy places the organism in Eukaryota, Metazoa, Chordata, Mammalia, Artiodactyla, Suidae.
GCUCCCCGCACCUCUUCCCCCGUCUUUCCUUACUAGUAAUUCAGAGACUGAAAAGAGCCCAGCACCUUCCUUCAAGCCUUAUGGUCUGACCGGAUGCACGGCUGAGACAGAUAAGGAGAUGGCAGUGGCAAGACCUGGGACUCCCUGAUGCUGGAUUGUGAGCCUCUCAAGCGUGACAGGCCCAGCUUGAGCUGUGGGCAGCAGGGCUCAAGCCACAGCCUCCUGAGAGAGCAACCAAGCAGCCUAACCUCCGCGUGUUAUUAAUGGUGUGACAGGAUCCCCAUUGAAGAGACACUGGCCAAUCUCAUAGGGUCCAUCACUGAGCUUCAGGCUGGGCAAGGCGUGGAGGAGAGCAGCUCAACCAAAAGGUGGUGGAGAGAGCCCCACUCUUGGACUGCUCUGGUUCCUCCAAAUGCUAGCGACCAGCUCCCCCGGGCUAAAGGAGACAAGUGAGUGGGGAGCUACCUGGGAAGAGCACAAUAGGAUUGGGGGCUUGAAAAGGCCUUGGGUCCUUCUUGCCUGCUGGGAACCUGGGGUUUGGGCCCAGCUCUGGGCCAAGAGGUGAGGUGGGAGCUGAACUCCUCUAGGAAGAGUUCCCCAAAGCCAUGGGCAGGCUGUCAGGGGCUCCUGCUGUGACCCAGAAUCCCAGGGACCGUGGCAGAAAUAAGAACAAAGUGCAUCCACACACCCGCCACUCCAGGUUUGGAUCAGGACGAGGCGCCAGUAGCAAUGCUCGCCGCUUGAACUUCUAACCAUGUACGCAUACUACUGCCUGGCGCCCGGGGAGGACGCCUGGCCCCUGCUGCAACCCCUCACCUACACCUACCUGCCCACCCCUCUGCUGCUGCCCCCGAUCCAGGCCCACAACUUCUGCAGCCUACCCCUGAAACUGAGUGCGGGCGAGUGGGCGGCUCCACGGGAAUACCACUGCUUCCACGCCCCGGGUGCGCCACUGGACGUCGCGCCGCCCUUGUGGGGCUUCCCGCAGGCCUACAGCGCGGCCCUGCACCCACCGUUCCCCGCGCCCAGCUACCCGGGGCUGUCACUGCAGGCGCCCGCGGCGGCGAGACCGGCGGCGACCGAGAGCUGGGCGCCAUGGCCGGAAGGCGGCAGCCUGCAGGCUGAGCUGCGCUGGGGCCGCGUGGAGCGCGCGCUGGGGCCGCGCCUGGAGCUGCCGGCCUUCGUGCUGCGGGAGCUGCGGCGCGUGUACGGCACGUACCCGCGCACAGACGUGCGCGUCACCUACCGCGGCGGCGAGUUCCUGUUGCAGGGCGCGCCGCGUGUGCUCGAGCCCGAGUACCGCGCAGAGAGGCGCGUGCUGCGCCCGCCCGCCAGCAGCGGGAGCGGUGACAACAGCCCCACCCGGGAAGCGGCGGAGCGCGGCCGCCGGAGGAAGAGGAAAGGCCUGAGUUGAGGGCGACUCGAGGCCCUGCGGCCGGGCCGGGGUGAGCACGCGCACCGCUCUCCUCCUGCCGCUGCAGCUGUAUGCUGGGGCGGGGUGCGACUGUCGCCUUUUUUUUUUUUAAAACACCGCCCGCCUCCUUGAUUUCUCUCGGGUUAUCACUGGGGUGGUGGGGAAAGGGCGAGAAGGGAUCGAAGACAUCUCUGGGUGGGUGUCCUAUGCCUCCUUCCUUCUGCUUGGGCUUGGGAAACCUGAGCGUGCGGUGGAAGAAGGGCCUGGACUCUGUUUCCUCUCUCCGUCCUUCCCCUUCCCGUCUUCUUCUUCCCAUCUUCUUCCCCUUUGAAACCCGACCUGCAGUAAGCCCUCACUUUCCCUUUAUCCUCUCCUCCCUCCAGCAAAAGCUCCCCGAACUCCCCAAGCUGAGGGCCCGCCUAUCCCUGCUUGUAAUGAAAAGUAAAUAAAUAAAUGAGUGAAGUCCA